Molecule: messenger RNA, 1398 nt
Organism: Entelurus aequoreus (snake pipefish)
Lineage: Eukaryota; Metazoa; Chordata; Actinopteri; Syngnathiformes; Syngnathidae
Gene: lta
Product: lymphotoxin alpha (TNF superfamily, member 1)
Exons: 6
Coding region: 397-1185 (262 amino acids)
Biological process (GO): immune response
Cellular component (GO): membrane
Molecular function (GO): tumor necrosis factor receptor binding
Source: RefSeq, a predicted model, not a curated record
AAAGUCCAGAUAUCUUGGCUCAUGCGCGUACGCGCUAGUAGGCGCGUCCACGUCUGCGGGUGCAGACAUUGGUCGGCUCAGCGCGCUUAGGCGGAGCCUAUAACUCUAGGCGGCGCGCGCCGGUUUGGUUUGUCGCGUCCGCGUAUGCGAAUCAGACACGAGUCCGCUCAGGAUCAGCUGUCUGACCGUACAAUUUUCAGAGGCGGAGCUGUAUCCUCUAGGCGGAGCCAAAACGAAUGUGACAGUAACGCGGGUUGGGCGACUUGAAGGCGGAUCCGUAUAGCAGUCUUCUGCUGUGUGGGAUAUAUCUGUAUCAUGAAUCAAGACUGGACCCCGACUUAAACAAGUUGAAAAACUUAUUCGGGUGUUACCAUUUAGUGGUCAAUUGUACGGAAUAUGUACUUCACUGUGCAACCUACUAAUAAAAGUCUCAAUCAAAAAAACACAGACUGGGAAGGAACCCCCGGACUACAAAGCAGACCCCGCAGGCUACCGGAGCGAGCCCCAAGAAGCCCACAACACGCAGGGGCAGAGGAAACUCUGCCUCCGAAUGCUGCACAGAUGUUUCUGGAUUCUGAGUCAUGGGGAAGGCAAAAGAAUUGUCAACGGAUCUGCGAGAAAAGCACAAUGGAGGUUCCGUCAUCGUCCAACAAGAACGUGCUGCUGCAGGUGUGGUGCGGUCUCCUCACCGUGGCCAUGGUGGUCAUGGCCGCGCUUCUUGUGACCAUCAAAGCAAAAUCCAACGAGGAUGGACUUUCACUACCUACACUGACAAGGGCAGAUCAUUUCCGCCCAACAGGAUUGUCCUCUUCAUACAUUCAGCUAAUGAAAUCUUCCAGCAGUCACCCUUGGGUGACGGGCCCGCCCUCCUGCGACCCCUGCACCCUGACGCUGCGGGACGACUCCAUCCAGAGUGCCAAGGACGGCGUCUACUUCCUGUACGUCCACGUCACCUUCACCAAAGGCCUCAGGAGCAGCAAAGACAAAUCGGUGGUUUUGACGAGAAACGCCACGAGUGGUAAAAGCACCAGGAAAUUGGUGGAGGGGACCUUCCCUGCCACGACCCACGGGUCCGUGUGGGUGGCAAACAUGGUGCGACUCCAGGAGGGAGACAGCGUCAGCGUGAAUAUCAGUGGAGACUUCUUGACUGAGGAGACAUUUUGGGGGGCCUUUGAGCUCCAUUAGUAGGGAGCUCUAUAUGCAGAUAAUGUGAUGUGUGUAGGGCCCUGUGAUCGGUGGGGGCGUAUAUAAAAUGUUAUUUAAUGAAUGACAGGGCGCUUCAUAUGAACAAACGUAGCCCCUUUCUGCUCCAUCACUGAUAAAAAUAUAUUGGCAAAUUUCCCCAGAUGUUCACAUUGCGGGUGCUGGGCUGGUAUGCAGUUAGGUCGGAGAAGUGUC